This is a messenger RNA of Henningerozyma blattae CBS 6284, 1344 nucleotides long. RefSeq names its product glutamate N-acetyltransferase (gene ARG7). The record is from RefSeq and is a predicted model, not a curated record. Gene Ontology annotation, cellular component: mitochondrial matrix. The transcript has a single exon. Gene Ontology annotation, molecular function: L-glutamate N-acetyltransferase activity, acting on acetyl-L-ornithine as donor; L-glutamate N-acetyltransferase activity, acting on acetyl-CoA as donor. Gene Ontology annotation, biological process: L-arginine biosynthetic process; L-ornithine biosynthetic process. The coding region runs from base 1 to 1344 and encodes 447 amino acids. NCBI's taxonomy places the organism in Eukaryota, Fungi, Ascomycota, Saccharomycetes, Saccharomycetales, Saccharomycetaceae.
AUGCACACUACAAAGACUCUAUUACAAAAGGCUAAACCUUUAGACAAAUAUGCAAGAUUUGUUCCAACCCAUGCUACUUUUCCUCUAGGUUUUGAAACUGCAUCAAUCUCUGCAGGUAUUAAAAAAAAUAAUGCUUUAGAUUUAGGGGUUAUAAGGAAUGUCAAUGAUCCAAAGAGAGCAAGAGCUGCUGCAGUAUUUACUACAAAUAAAUUUCAAGCUGCUCCUGUUACUGUCUCAAGAAAUGUUCUUCAACAUACCAAAGGUGAAGGUGUUAUCGCAACAAUUGUAAAUUCAGGUUGUGCAAAUUCAGUAACUGGUGACCAAGGCCAAGAAGACGCUGAGAAAACGGUAGAUUUAGUUAGUAAGCAUCUUGGCAGUGACAGUUCUGAAAAUCUAUCUCUGGUUAUGUCUACUGGUGUUAUUGGACAACGUUUGCCUAUGGAUAAACUUGAGAAUGGUAUUGAAAAAAUUUUCAAUGAUAAAAAGGCAUUUGGCAGUGAUUUCAAUUCUUGGUUAAAUUUUGCCAAAUCUAUUUGUACUACUGAUACUUUCCCAAAGAUAAUUUCCAAACAAUUCAAAUUAUCCACAACUGGGCAAACUUAUACUAUCACCGGUAUUGCGAAGGGGGCUGGUAUGAUAUGCCCAAAUAUGGCUACUCUAUUAAGCUAUUUAAUUACUGAUUUACCUUUAUCUUCGUCUGCAGCAACAUCUUCUUUAAAAUACGCUGUUGAUCGUUCUUUCAAUUGUAUAUCUGUUGAUGGCGAUAUGAGUACGAACGAUACUUUAUGUAUGUUAUCAAAUGGUGCAAUUGAUAAUCAAAUGGAAGAUAUUACAGAAGAUUCUGAGUUAUAUGAUGAAAUUAAAUUAAAUAUUACAUCGGUCGCCCAAGAUUUAGCUAAACUAGUAGUACGUGAUGGAGAAGGAUCAACAAAAUUUGUGACAGUGAAAGUGAUUAAUUCUGAAAAUUACGCUGAUGCUCGUACAAUCGCAGAAUCUAUUUCUAACUCUAUGCUAGUAAAAACUGCCUUAUAUGGACAAGAUGCCAAUUGGGGUCGUAUCUUAUGUGCUAUUGGUUAUGCUAAGUUAAACGAUAUGAGAGCAUUAGAUGCAGACAAGAUUAGUGUUAGCUUUGUUACCACUGAUAAUAGUGAGCCAAAAGAAUUGAAGUUGGUUAUCAACGGUGUCCCACAGUUAAAUCUCGAUGAAGAGCGUGCUUCUCAAAUGUUAGCUUUAGAAGAUUUAGAGGUCCUAGUCGAUUUGAAUACUGGUACUGAAACUGCUCAAUUCUGGACUUGUGAUCUAACUCAUGAAUAUGUUACCAUUAAUGGGGACUACCGUACUUAG